This is a messenger RNA of Chiroxiphia lanceolata (lance-tailed manakin), 942 nucleotides long. It is a transcript of the gene UBE2H, whose product is annotated as ubiquitin conjugating enzyme E2 H. Gene Ontology annotation, cellular component: nucleus. Gene Ontology annotation, biological process: ubiquitin-dependent protein catabolic process; protein polyubiquitination. The record is from RefSeq and is a predicted model, not a curated record. NCBI's taxonomy places the organism in Eukaryota, Metazoa, Chordata, Aves, Passeriformes, Pipridae. Gene Ontology annotation, molecular function: ubiquitin conjugating enzyme activity.
GAGGGAGCGCGAGCGGCCGUGAGGGAGGAGGAGGAGAAGGGGGGGGGGAGCGGCCCUGGCGGCCACGGGCGGCGGCGACAGCGGCGACAGCGGCAGCGGCGACACCGGCGGCGACAGCGCCACCGCGCCCACCCCGCGCAGCGCGGCCCGCCUUCCCCUUCGCUGCCGGGCGGCCCCGGCCCGCGGCGGCGGCGCUGACAGCCCGCCCGGAGCGCCGGGGGCGGCCGCGGCCACCAUGUCGUCCCCCAGCCCGGGCAAGAGGCGGAUGGACACCGACGUGGUCAAGCUGAUCGAGAGCAAACACGAGGUGACGAUCCUGGGAGGACUCAACGAGUUCGUCGUCAAGUUUUAUGGACCACAAGGAACUCCCUACGAGGGCGGAGUGUGGAAAGUCAGAGUGGACCUUCCCGAUAAAUAUCCCUUCAAAUCCCCAUCCAUAGGAUUCAUGAAUAAAAUUUUCCAUCCCAACAUCGACGAGGCGUCAGGAACUGUCUGUCUAGAUGUAAUCAAUCAAACCUGGACAGCUCUCUAUGAUCUCACCAACAUCUUCGAGUCGUUCCUGCCCCAGCUCCUGGCGUAUCCCAAUCCCAUCGAUCCGUUGAACGGAGACGCCGCUGCCAUGUACCUCCACCGACCAGAGGAGUACAAACAGAAAAUCAAAGAAUACAUCCAGAAAUAUGCAACAGAAGAAGCCCUGAAGGAGCAGGAGGAAGGCACCGGGGACAGCUCCUCCGAGAGCUCCAUGUCCGACUUCUCGGAAGACGAGGCCCAGGACAUGGAAUUGUAGUGGGAGGAGCAGGAAUGGGAGGAGCAGGAAGGAGGAGGAGGAGGAAUGAGGAGCCCCCGUGCUUUUCAGAGACACUCUUAAUUUCCUAACCAUGAGAAGCAGACUUAUAAUAUUCAUAUUUAAACCAGAAGAAAAAAAAAAAACAAAAAAAAAAA